Dibothriocephalus latus is the source of this 330-nucleotide messenger RNA. The record is from the annotation of a GenBank genome assembly. NCBI's taxonomy places the organism in Eukaryota, Metazoa, Platyhelminthes, Cestoda, Diphyllobothriidea, Diphyllobothriidae.
AUGAUCUUUCAAUGGCAUGUGCGGCUAACACCACCAUCUCUCGUUGGUGAACGUUCGGCGAUCGCAAACGGAAAUCACUCGUCCCGCUCUGUCUUGGGCGUGCUUGUGGAGGUGACGAGUCAAAUCAACGACGACAUCAAAUUCACGCAAGACAACUACAAGUUCUUUGCCGUCACCUACAGCCCGAUCGGUAGCAUUGUCGGCAAGGUGACAAUCCUCAAUGCCCAUCAGAACACCGAUCCAGAGGGGCUGGGAAGGUGUGGUUACUCCAUUCGGUCCGGCGACAUGGUCCCAUUCACAGUCGACUCACAGGGUAGGCUACACUGUUGA